ACUACCGUAUUUAUGCUGAAACCUGUCGAAGGUGAUUUCGUUAAUCCUAAUUGCGGAAGAUAACGAAAUUGAAGUGUACUUAUCAAAGGCAUGGGAAGUCGCUGCAGAAGGCCAAGUCGUAGGAAGAGCUGCGACGAUGGAAACCGUACUAUAAGCGAUGAAAGUACGACGUGGUCAACAGAUACUGAAUUUGAAAAGUCAGUUCGAAAAACUAGUCAAGCCGUUACCGCAGACUGGAGAACGUCGAAAGGCUUGAAACUAAAGGAACUGAGUCGAGAACCGAACGUUUUUCAGUUGCUACCAGACAUCUUGAACUUCUCAAAUUCUAAGCGUGAUCCUAAUCCAGUAUCCAGAAGUUGUACGAGCAGUUUAGUCACCCGUCAAGGCCAUAACAUUUUGUCUUCUCGCAAAAAAUUAUCACCUACUCCUUGCUUGGCCGACGUGUUUCGCCUUGUAGAUCUAACUUCGUGUAGCACUUCGGACAACAAAACCGACGAAGAUAACCUAAGGAGCAGUAUAGGGAGCUGUACAACGAGGAAUAACGAUGAGGCGAACGAAAGCAGCUGUAAUUACGGAAGCAACGCGAGUGACGCUUUUAAUGGAUCAACCGCACGAAAUUUCCUUAACGGAAAAACUCAGGUUACGCCAACGGAUUCAAACCGUCGAGUACACAAACAAAAGCAGGACGCUAGGCACGAAUGCAGCCGAGAAGUUUACGCCGAAGGCGAUAUUUGCGCGAAUGGAUCGAUUUCUAAGUUGCAGGGAUCGAUAUGUUCGGCAAACAGUGACAGCGAGUCGUUUCACUCUCAUUCGGGGUAUGACGAACUUGAGCUUCUCAAAUUGUAUCACAGUUACCUACAAGGUGACAUGAAAAACGCUACAUACAACAAGGUUUACGUCAGACUAGAAGAUACGAAGCGCACCAUAUUGGAUUCCUUAUUGAACGGUUGUGACGAAAGGCAUACCAGAGGUACUCAAGGAAGUAUGAGCGACAUACUGCAACAGGGCGAUUCCGGCUUCCGAUUGUUGAUAAAAAGCAACAUACAAAACAAACAAAAGACCCGCCCGGGCCAAGAGAAACGACAAACAACUUGCAUCAAAACAAGGAAAACGUCUUCACCCAGCUGUUCCGGCGUUAUUUCGAAGGGAAGAUCGUCAAACACUCUAUGAAACGUUUCGCCAAAACGGUCGUCAACGUCCUCAUUGCGUACGCGGAUAUCGUCAGAAAAGAUUUUCCGAACUACGUAACUCAAUAGCUGUGGGUGCAGCUCGUUCGAAAAGCUCUUCGAGUCGAUGGAAGGCGAGAAGCGCGAAGCCGAUGCUUCCUUAUAUCCUCAGAGUUUCAGCAAAUUUUUUGGAAUAGUGAUAUGUGAGUGUAUCAUAUUGACGUGUUGUUAAGCAACAACACAGCAAGAGUGUGUACAGGCCACUAAUAUUUCUCCAGUACAGCGGAUGCGUCACUCCAAUGUGGAUCCAGGGUCGAUCCUUUUGACCAUAAAUUGGUUACUGAGGCGUGCCCAAAAAUGAGUAGGGGACUAAAGACUAGAAGGACUAGUAUAGUGCAAAAAAUGUAUGUUUUCGAGACCUUCGAUCGAUACGUUCUGCCCAACGGACUAUUUCCGUAUCUGCAACGACAAGAAUACAACAGACACUAACUGUAUAGAUUUUCAUCUGUGUUAUUUAUUAUUUCAACUGCUGUGUUAGAGGGGGUAUCAGCCCAUGUAGACGGUUGUAUGGCGCGUUAAACAAUGCAACACCGCGAUGGAUUGGAAAACAAUACAUAUAACAUAGGCGAUUUGACAGGCGCAUACCAACUACGUUCAAAAAGACAAAAGUCAUAGCACUUGCGGAGGUGCGUACCCAGGAAGGACUGUGUGAACCCUCGUCUUGGCCACAGAGAAUCACAAUUAGCAGGCUGAUAUCAAAAAUUAAAGGAAAAAGGGGAAGGUCCCUCAGUGGCGAGUUUCGCGCAAUUUGCGCCCCCGUGAAUGGAUGCCAGCUCGCCUUAAAAUUGGCCGUUGCUGUCGUUUUUAGCCGCCGCAAAAGUAUGCGAUAUGAUCUAAAUUGAUGUUUUUCCGCUAAGAGACACGAACGUUUGUGCGUUAUUAGUCGUAUUAAAUCUAUGCUAGAUUGUAUACUACUACUACUACUACUAUUAUUGUUAUUAAUAAUAAUCACUGUUAUUUCAUAAUAAGUUGUUCCAAUACAUCUGGCGAUACCCUUAGCAAUAGGCGGUAACCUUGUCACUUAGAAUCGGCAAUUAGUGCUGUUAGCCAUUUGCUUCUUUUUUUGUCACCACCAUUGCCUUCCAUACUGAAGAUCUUGGUACCCUCAGCAGAGCCAAAAAAAAGAAAGCAGAGAAAUUGUAUGGUACAAUUACGUACGUCAAGCAUGCACUUCGACGUACUGCGACCGUACUGCGACUCUUCCC
Messenger RNA from Varroa destructor (honeybee mite), 2431 nucleotides. RefSeq lists its product as uncharacterized. The record is from RefSeq and is a predicted model, not a curated record. NCBI's taxonomy places the organism in Eukaryota, Metazoa, Arthropoda, Arachnida, Mesostigmata, Varroidae.